Cokeromyces recurvatus is the source of this 1023-nucleotide messenger RNA. RefSeq names its product maintenance of mitochondrial structure and function-domain-containing protein. The transcript has 4 exons. Gene Ontology annotation, biological process: translational initiation. Lineage: Eukaryota; Fungi; Mucoromycota; Mucoromycetes; Mucorales; Mucoraceae. Gene Ontology annotation, cellular component: eukaryotic translation initiation factor 3 complex, eIF3m. The record is from RefSeq and is a predicted model, not a curated record. The coding region runs from base 42 to 923 and encodes 293 amino acids. Gene Ontology annotation, molecular function: metallopeptidase activity; translation initiation factor binding; translation initiation factor activity.
AAAUUUUUUUAUUCUAUUUGAACACAAUUAAAUAAAGACUAAUGGCUAGUAAAUUGGAUACCUUAACAGUCAACUUUGCUAGUGCACCAUUCCAACGUGCUUUCACUACUAGUAUUAGUCCUGUUGUUUUAUUCUCCGUUCUUGAUCAUUAUUUGCGUCGAGAUGAUCCUCAAACUAAAGUUGUUGGUGCACUUGUAGGUGUUCGUAGCCCUGACGCCACUGAGGUUGAGAUCAGAAACGCCCUUCCCCUCAUUUAUAACAACGAAAUUGAUAGAGAUCAUUAUCAUAGCAUGGUAGAAUUACACCAAAGAGUAAAUCCCGAAGAAUUCAUUUUAGGUUGGUAUACUGCUGGCAAAGAAUUGACACCUACUAGCACACCUGUUCAUGAAUUUUUUGCCGAGGACGUGGCUCCUUUUCAACCUAUUCAAGUUACUGUGGAUAUUGAUGCUCUUUUCAAAACUUCUGAUAUGGGUAUUCGUGCUUAUGCUAGUGCACCUGUUGGUUUCUCUAAUAAGCCUGGAGAUUCUUUAUUCUUACCUGUUCCUUGUGAAGUAAAAUAUCUUGAUGCAGAAAGAAGUGGAUUGGAUAUGCUUGCUUCUGCCAAGUCAAAUGAAAACCGCACUGCUUCUUUGAUGUCAGAUAUGGAUCAUAUUGAAAUUGCCAUUAUCAAACUUCAAGAAAUGCUUGAAAGGAUCAGUCAAUAUGUUGACAGUGUUGUUGAUGGUAAAACUGAGCCUAAUAAUGCCAUUGGUAGAUACAUCAUGGAUACUGUCUCUGUUGUUCCUAAAAUCGAUAGUUCAGCAUUUGAAAAGACGUUUAAUUCUCAUUUGCAAGAUCUUUUGAUGGUUGUUUAUCUUGCCAACAUGACACGUACUCAACUUGCUGUUGCUGAACGUUUACAAUUAUUGGCUACUACCAACUAACUUCAUCUCACCCACAUACACGAUUAUAUAAUAUACAUGUACACGCAACUGUCAGAAAUUAUUUUUUUUUAUUUCGUCAAAUAAACAAUUUUAGCUAGAA